Messenger RNA from Manis pentadactyla (Chinese pangolin), 4244 nucleotides. Its product is annotated as vomeronasal type-1 receptor 4-like. The record is from RefSeq and is a predicted model, not a curated record. Gene Ontology annotation, biological process: G protein-coupled receptor signaling pathway. The coding region runs from base 317 to 1333 and encodes 338 amino acids. Gene Ontology annotation, cellular component: membrane. Lineage: Eukaryota; Metazoa; Chordata; Mammalia; Pholidota; Manidae. The transcript has a single exon. Gene Ontology annotation, molecular function: pheromone receptor activity.
UUCUUUUCUUGUUUUUCUAAAAACAUUGUUAUUUAUCUUUAAAAUUUAGGUGAGCUAUAUAUUCAAAAUCGAUUUGAUGUCUAAUGUGGGUGGUUAUUGAGGUUUUCUGUGUUCUAUUAUGGCAAACUUCAGUUUGUGCUGUAUUGUUAUAUCCUGUUUUCUUUCUUGCCAUGACUUCACCCAGAUAAGAUCACCUCAUUCUUAGUGCUGACUUGCCCAUGAAAUUUACUGGAAAUUCAUUCCAUCUCUUUCUCCUGUUGAAGUCUAGCAGUCGCAUGGGAUCUCAGAAGUUAACUUGUGGUGUCAAAAAUCUUCAAUGAGCCUUUUUGCUCAGAAAAACAUUAGUUACCAUAAUUUAGAGGAAAACAUGUGGAAUGACAGAAUAGCCUCCAGGGAUUUGGCAAUUGGAAUAAUCUUCAUAUCUCAGACUAUAGUUGGAAUCCUGGGCAAUUUCUCUCUUCUUUACCAUUAUCUUUUUCUGUACUACACUGAAGGUAGGCUGAGACCUACAGAUUUGAUUCUCAAGCACCUGGUUUUAGCCAAUGCCUUGAUCGUUCUCUCUAAAGGAGUGCCCCAGACCAUGGCAGCCUUUGGGUUGAAACAUUUCUUCAGUGAUUCUGGAUGCAGAUUUCUUUUGUAUGUUCAGAGAGUGGGCAGGGGUGUGUCCAUCAGCACCACUUGCCUCUUGAGUGUGUUCCAGGCCAUCACGAUCAGCCCCGUGAACUCUUGCUGGAAGGAUCUUAAAGUUAAAGCCCCAAAGUACAUUGGCUUCUCCAUUUCCCUCUGCUGGAUCUUGUACAUAUUUGUAAAUAUAACUUUUCCAAUGUAUGUGUUGUCUCUGUCUGGCAGAUGGGGGAGCAAAAAUACCAGAUUGAAAAAAGAAUUGAGACACUGUUCCUACAUAGAUGAUGUGGAAAUCAUAGCUUCACUGUAUGCAGCCUUGAUAGUCUUCCCAGAAAUUUCGUUUACUGGGCUCAUGCUCUGGGCCAGCGGCUCCAUGGUGCUCAUCCUGCACAGGCACAAGCAGCGGGUCCAGCACAUUCACAGCACUAAUGUCUCCCCCAGGUCCUCUGCCAAGUCCAGAGCCACCCAGGGCAUCCUAGUCCUGGGGAGCACCUUCGUGUGUUUUUACUUCCUCUCGUCCACCUUUCAUGUUUGUGUUGCUCUUUUUCACAAUCCCAGUUGGUGGUUAGUGAACAUGACUGCCCUAAUUUCUGUGUGUUUUCCAACUCUCAGCCCCUAUCUGCCCAUGAGCCGAGACUCUUCUAGUUCCAGGCUCUGCUUAAUGUGGAUAAGGAACACGAAAUCCCCUCAUCUUUCCAGAAACAUGUAGACUCUAUGUCUUUGUACAAUACUCAGUUGUUUAUUGAGUUGUCAUGCUCGAGUGUUGCUACAGAUCUGGGAAAAACCACAUGUCUUUGUGAGGUAGACCCUGACAGGUGGCAGCAUUUCCCCAGCUGGGUUUUAUGGGGCGUGCAUGGGCAUAGCUGGGGGAAGGAUGCAGCCUGGCCUGGGUCUGCCGCCUGGUACCCUGGGGACAGUUGUCCUCAUCAAGGGGCUGCUUGAGGUGGAAUGGAUGGAGUUGGUCCUAGUUCCUCAUGCAUCAGUCAGAGUGGUUUCGACCCAGUGGUGUACUCAGAAGAAUUUGCCAGAAGUGAAGAAGGAGUGCUCAGUAUUGUCACGGGAUAAUUCUCCUUGGGUUUCUCUUUAUGUAUCUGUCUUAUUGGCAGCUUCAUGGAAAACUUUUGCUCUGGAUUGUUUUUCAUAGACUGUUUUUCACUGUUUGUAUAACAAAGAAGUGCCUUGAAAGAGAAUGUCAUCGUUCAGGACAGUGGACAGUUGAGUUUGCUGUACAAGAAAAUAAGGGAAAAGGAUUUCAGCGAUCUGGGCAGUUUAGCCUGAAAAGUAGUCCACUGGUCCUCAGCCAACAUACAGUAGAGUCCUGAGACCUAGUGAAUUGGAAAAUCCUCUAAGGUUCACAGGGUUUCUGGGUUAUCCAAGAGCUCCAGCCACCAUGCCAUGUCCUACCCUCCAGAAAUGCUGGUUGCCAGUGAAUUAGGAAAGUCAUCGCUUGAAAACCAUCGUACUGGUGAAGUUAAGCUAAAACCGGAGGCAGAGGCUGCUUUAACGUUUUCCCGCAGUGACCUUGCUUCAUUCAGACGGCUCCUCUCUGAUUCCCGGGGAUGGGCCCACCUGAGCCCGGGCUGGGCACCCGGGGCUGGUUCCCUCCUGAGCCCUCCAUCUGCUGUCCGUGUGGGGCAGGUUCCAGCAGCAACAUCCUCACAGACUGGGGACCUGGGACCCCAUGGAAGGAGAGGUCAGAGGUAACACUCAGGCGUCCCGGCAUGGAAAAGGCAGACCCUCACCUGUGCAUUAGGUCUUGAGGGCUGCCCAAACAGCACCCAGUACUCUGAGCGGCUGAACCAACAGACUAUUUUUUUCACAGUUCUGGAGGCUAGAAGUCUAACAUGGAGGUUCAGUAGGUUUGGCUUCCUGUGAAUCACCUCCUCAGCCACCCUCUCACUGUGUCCUCUUGACACAUCAUGUGUUUUCUGUGUGUGCAUAGGUCUGUGCUUCUCUGUGUCUCCAAAUUUCCUCUUAUGACACCAGUCACAGUAGAUCAGGACCUGCCAUACUGGCCUUAUUUCAACUUAGUCCCCCCCUUAAAGGCCCUUUCCAAAAUAUAGUCACCUUCUGAGAUACUGGGAUUAAGACAUUCAGCCUAUCAAUUUGGGGUGACAGGGUUCAGCCCACAGCAGACAGCUCUCUGGGCCCCCCAAAUUCAUGUCCUCAUCACGGGCAGAAUGCCAAUUCCCCUCAUCCCAAGAGCCCAAGACACACGCUAAUCAGCUCUAGAUCUGUAAUCUUAUCUGCACAUCUUCUAAGGCUGGGAUGGUUGAGACUUGAGAGAGGAGCCAGCCUGAGGCAAAUCCCUGUCUGGCUGUGAACCUGUGAGAGCAGACACGUCACCCACUUCCAAAAUACACUGGUGGGAUAGGCCCCUGACACACAUUCCCAUUGCAAACGGACAGAUUGGAAAAAAGAAAAAAAUGACCUUUGCAAAGCAAGUAAAAAGUCUAGGGGGGCAAAUUCCAUUUGGUUUCAAAGUUCGAGAAUUGUGCUCUGGGCCCCCCGGGUGGUGGCCCUGCCAUCCGGACUCCUUAGAAUGGUGUUGACCAGGGGGAUCUGAAAGGCGCAGGAUCAUGAACACUGUCCCCUCUGUCUCCUGCUGCCCUCGUUUCCAGCUGUUCCUCUGCCUCCAUCUCAGUUCGGUUUCAGUACCUGUAAUUUCAUCUUUUUUGCAGUCCUUACCUCAUUUCCUUCAGAUGUUUUGUCUGGAAAAUUCAGGUGCAAGACAUGGGUUUAUACAAAACCAGUGUAUUUAUACAAAGCGAAGCCAAAAUACAGGGGCAGAUGGCGACACCCAGGUUUCUCACUGUUGGAGAAGCAGGUUGCCAGUGAACAAGGGCAGGAUGGUAGAGUGACCCACGUGCAGUGGGGCUGAGUCGGAGGCAUCAGCGUGAGCUUCUGUUGGUUUAACACAGGCUCAGAUGAUUACAGAUGGACGUUUACAGGUUUGUGUGUGUGCGUGGUUUAUAAUAUGCAGAUAGAUUUUCCUGCUCUUUCAGCUCAGAGGGAGAGAAGCAAUGACACCACAGUAAUGAGGAGGCCACCUCCCCCCAGGUCUAGUAACACCAUCCCUGGGAGAGCAGCCAGGGUUCAUUGGAGAAAUGGCUGAGCCUGGGACUAGGACAGGACGUACGUGGAAGAACCUAGAACCGUGUAGUGGUCUAAGGUGACAAGAUGCUAACAAAAACAAAAAGGAAAAUGAUGGGCUAUGUCGAAGGGACAGGCGUCACCACCAAGAGCUCCCGAUGGUCACGUUGGAACAAUUUGAUGAAGAAAGGUAAAACACAAUACGGGGUUAUAUGUCAAAGUAUAAAAUCAAUGUGCAGUGGUCUAAACUGAUAAAAAUAAAUGACUGAAUGAAUAAGAGGCAGACCUCUUCUCAGAGGAAUUCCACAUAAUUUAUGUAGAAACUUUAUCCUAAGGAUGUAGAACAUAACACCCUACUCUUAAAUGUGGGCUGCGCACCAUGACUUUCUUUCAAAGAAUACAGUGUGGAAAGGGGACAAGAAAGUUCACAAUGCAGCAACCUGACAUCCCCCAGCUUGGGCAGUGACCUGGGUAACCUCCGCCACCAUAUGUCAUGGUGGGUCAUGCCCUCUUCGCAGGAUGUGAGA